CGCCAUUGUGCGCCGUCCCCGCCUGGGAUGAUUGAGACGACAACAAGAGACCCGGCCCAUGUAUAGAUGAUGAACAUGGCGUCUUCCUGCUCGCGCCAGCUCAUGCGAGCCCCGCUCCGUCCGCGGUUUCACACACGCACACACGCACAUGCACGCCGCCCGGCCCCGUCGCGCACCUUCACUUCGACUCGGGCGUCGUGCGACAAGCAGGAUUUCCACCGCAAAGAGUCGUUUAGGUCACGGCUCAACUCGGCGCUCAAGAACACCAAAAUCAAAUGGGAGCCAAUACCAAUCGCACUCGGCAUUGGCUUCCUCGGUGCAUUCCAAGUGUACCGCAUACAGCGCCGGGAAAAGCAUACAGAGGCCGAGGGGCAAAAUGGAGGCGAGGAUGCCCAAGGCCGCCCCAAGAAGCGCGAGAGGAUACGGCCAAGCGGGCCAUGGACCGUCCAGGUCAUGUCCACUCUGCCACUCAAAGCUCUUUCGCGCCUGUGGGGGCGCUUCAACGAGAUCGACAUCCCGUACUACCUGCGCGUGCCUGGCUUCAAGCUCUACUCUUGGAUAUUUGGCGUCAAUCUCUCCGAAGUUUCAGAACCAGACCUACAUGUAUACCCCAACCUCGCCGCAUUCUUCUACCGCACCCUCAAACCCGGGGUCCGCCCUCUAGAUCCUAACCCCAAUGCCGUCCUCUCUCCUGCAGAUGGCAAGAUUAUCCAAUUCGGUACCAUUGAGCACGGCGAAGUGGAGCAAGUCAAGGGUGUAACGUACAGCUUGGACGCUCUGCUAGGCUCCACUAGGCCCAGCAAGCCAGAUCACAAUAUUGCCAACUCGCAAGUCCGCGCCAGCGAGCACGAAAAGACGCCACAAGACGAAGAGGAUACUGUUCGUGCAGACGAGGAAUUCGCAAACGUAAAUGGUAUUUCGUACACGCUACCCAACCUGUUCUCCGGACCAUGGCCCAAAGGCGGAAAGCCGGCCGAAAUGCCAACGGAUCAGUCUGUUCCAUCGACUGCCUCGUCCGAAGCCGAAGUACGCGCCGACCUUGCUUUGAGCGAAGCACAACGCCCAUGGUGGGCACCGGCGUCUCAAACGACACCCACAGUGCUCUACUACUGCGUCGUGUACCUCGCGCCGGGCGACUACCACCGGUUCCAUUCGCCCGUGUCAUGGGUUGUUGAGUCGCGCCGCCACUUUGCUGGCGAGCUCUACAGUGUAUCGCCGUACCUGCAGCGCACCAUGCCUGGUCUGUUCACGCUGAACGAGCGAGUGGUUUUGCUGGGGAGAUGGCGCUGGGGAUUCUUUUCUUACACGCCCGUGGGCGCAACCAACGUCGGUUCUAUCAAAAUCAACUUUGAUCGUGAACUCCGUACCAACAGCCUGACCACGGACACUGCGGCAGAUCGGGCAGCGGAGGAAGCGGCAGCGCGUGGUGAACCAUACUCUGGUUUCGCCGAAGCUUCCUAUACAAGCGCCGGCCGUGUCUUGGGAGGAUAUGCACUCAAACGCGGCGAUGAAAUGGGUGGGUUUCAGUUGGGCAGUACGAUUGUCUUGGUGUUUGAAGCGCCAAAGGGCGUCCGACCUAGUUUAGACGAAGGCUUUAGCGGCAUUCGCGGUGAGAGGAAAGGUGGCUUCAGAUGGAACAUCGAACAAGGGAAGAAGGUCAAGGUUGGCGAGGCGUUGGGUUAUGUGGAGGAAGUCCUGUAACACAUGGAUCCCUUUACUCGAGGCAUC
Messenger RNA from Exserohilum turcica Et28A, 1728 nucleotides. RefSeq lists its product as uncharacterized. Lineage: Eukaryota; Fungi; Ascomycota; Dothideomycetes; Pleosporales; Pleosporaceae. Gene Ontology annotation, biological process: phosphatidylethanolamine biosynthetic process. Bases 76 to 1701 code for a protein of 541 amino acids. The record is from RefSeq and is a predicted model, not a curated record. Gene Ontology annotation, molecular function: phosphatidylserine decarboxylase activity. The transcript is spliced from 2 exons. Gene Ontology annotation, cellular component: mitochondrion.